AUGUUUCAGAUGCCCGUGAUGCGGGCGCGGCUCGUGGCAUUGAGCCGCUACGUCACGACGCUGUUGCUACUGGCGUCGUGCCAUGUAGCCACGAGCCAGACGAGCCAAAUCAACUGGGACAGUGACAUCAUUGCCAGUCCGACGGAGGCUGAACUUGCCGAGAAAGAUGCCUUGUCCAUGCAUUUUGGCGCGAGCAAGAACGACGUGACCAUUUUCCCAAGUUACGAAGUGAUGAAACAGAUAGUGGGAGAUUUUGAAGACGUAAAUAAAUCAGAACUGGUGAACCAUGACUAUGCCGCCAUGACAGCUUGGUUGAAGGCGGCUGCAUUGAAUUAUCCCAACAUAACCUACCUCUACUCAGCUGGGAAAAGCGUACAAGGUCGAGACCUAUGGGUACUCAUUAUAUCUGAUAAUCCUAGAGAACACGAGCUUUUGGAACCUGAAGUAAAAUAUGUUGGGAAUAUGCAUGGAAAUGAGGUAGUUGGACGGGAGACGCUUCUGUACUUGAUCGAAAUUCUUUGCGUAAAUUACGGUAAAAACGAUUACCUCACCGACCUGGUGAACAAGCAGCGAAUUCACAUUAUGCCAUCUAUGAAUCCGGACGGCUAUGAGCAUGGCAUUGUUGGUGAUCGAAUCGGUUACCAAGGCAGAAGUAAUGAACAUAAUGUGGAUCUGAAUCGCAAUUUCCCGGCGCUGUUUCCUUCUCAUCGAGAAAUAUCUGGCGGAACAGUCCCUGAACCGGAGACGGAAGCUGUGAUGAAGUGGAUGAAAUCUUACCCAUUUGUACUUAGCGCUAAUUUCCAUGGAGGAUCCUUAGUGACAAAUUAUCCCUACGAUGAUUCAGUGACUGGUCAAGAUACCUAUGCUGCUAGCCCAGACGACAAGCUUUUUGUUGAACUUUCAUAUCGUUACGCUAAAGCUCACACCAGAAUGUGGAAAACAGGACGACGCUGCGGACUUGCUCAAGAUGGAGAUGUGUUUUUGAAUGGGAUCACUAAUGGAGCGGGCUGGUACCAUUUAGCUGGUGGCAUGCAAGAUUGGCAAUACAUAAACACGAACGCAUUUGAGGUCACCGUCGAGAUGGGCUGUUACAAGUUUCCUCCGAAUGAGUUCCUGCCGAAGAUAUGGUAUGAGCAUAAAUUCGCCUUGCUAUCAUAUCUGCAAAUGGCAAAACAAGGAGUCUACGGACUAAUUCUGGACGCCGAAGGAAAACCGGCGCUAAAUGCAACAGUAGCUGUAGAGGAAGGAAAAGUUAUCAAUGCUACGAACCUGGGAGAGUACUGGCGAAUGCUGCCACCUGGUAGACACAGCCUCAGAGUGGAAGCUCCCGGAUUAGAAUCAGACAUUUUUGAAGUGACUCUUGGUCAUGAAGGUGUCCGUCAUGAUUUCACACUGAAUGUUUGCGGUACUCGCUGGGGAAAUGAAUCUGUGUAUUUUCGCGGAAACGGUAACGUUCGUAUUGCUGUCAUUGGCAUUUCUCCAAGCGCAUCCGAAAUCAUACGAGUAUUCUCAAAUCAAACAUGUUCGGGUCAAUUCGAGCUAGACAGGGACAUUCACCUCAUAAUGGCUCCUGCGAUAAAAGCUGGUGAUGCUGUUGAGAAGCUACAACGAUUCAAUCCGGCUGUAGUAUUAGCAAUUUCUGAUGGAUUUGUCGAAGCCAUCACGUUCAGCCCGACUCAGAAUCAGCCCCGUUUGUUCAAUAAGGAUAGCUUGGACAAGAGUCUCACCAAAGCUAUUGGAUUUGGUGAGAACUGCGGGACACCACUACGAGAUGCGCAUCUUGCACUAGAGAUGGAUGAUCUUCGGUUGCACGCUGCGUUCGAGUUAGGUAUAGCCAUGGGUUGCGACAAUUCCACUGACCUGGCUAAGAAAGCUGCAACAGUCGGAAGCGUUGUCGAUAUGUUAAAGAAAACUAUCACUUUGGAUACCGUUCAAGAAUUCUCAGUUGUUCCAUCAGCAAAUCCUAGUGAUCAUUUCACUCCAGACCAAGUCAUUAUGGUGACAAGUGCUUCUAUACCAUAUCUGGAGAACAAACAGUGUCUUUACACGAUACCAACUCCAACUCCUCUUUUGAAAUUAUACCGCAUGGGUAGCGGUCAACCACCAUACACACUAGUAAUGGCGCUUGAAAAGAAGACCGAAACCCUUGUCUUUGAAAUGAUGUCAACCUGGUGUAAUUCGCCCAUAGUAGAGGGAGUGGACAAGAUCUUGAAAGAAUCAACGCUGGUCUUCAUGCCAGAAAUCCCACACACCCAGUUGAAUUGUCAUGAUUACUCGACGCUUGCUCCAUUCCAAGCCUUGGUAAACGAUGUCGUUAGCAUCGUGCCGCAGAUUGACUAUGUGGUCAUGUUUGGAAGUGGAGGAUUAAAGGUGCGGUACAUCGCGUCAAAAGCUGGAGUUGCUGAGAGAAUGGCGAGCGUCUACAGAGCUCAUCACACACAAAUGGCUAUCGAUGGGGAAAAUAUCUGUACUGGAGGUAUAAAAUCUGAGCACAAUGUCUGGGGUUCAUUCGAGUGGGACUUUUCGAAGCCAUGGCCAUUGGCUCCAGAUGCACUUUUUGUACAGACGAGUUGUUGCUACGAAGAUCUAGGAUCCGGACACUUGUAUGCGGAAAAUCGAAGAAGUAUAAUAGCUAUGAUGAAUGAAAGGAUCAAAGGCGUUCGUAUUUUUGGCGAUGAUAAGAAUUUGAUGAUACAACCAGAAAAAUUAGCACCACGAACAAUCAGGUUGACAUCUGAGACGGAAGGUUCCGUAUUUAUUGGCCUUCCAAAUGGCACACACCACAUCGAAGUUUUCAAAGAUGGAAAACUGUAUACACAGUUCAACGCUAAGAUCACAAACUCGUAUCCUAUAACGGAGAAAUGGAUCUAUGUGCAUCGCUCUUUCUACCGUAACAAUAUCGUAAUCGUAGCGACAGUAGUGUUCUUGCUGAUGCUGGCUUGCCUAUUCGCAUGUCGGCAACGUGUAACGUCAGUGCUGAACCGGCGGGGCUUUUUCACGGGUAGUCGAGAAGGAUUCGAACGUAUACCGUUGUACAAAAGUGAUGAAGAAGAUGAGGAUGAUUUGUUUGACUUACAAAAGUUAUGAUACUAAUCUUACGUGUACACUAGUUUGACAAUUUUAGUAAUCAGUUUCUAUUUCUUUCCUUUUUGUUUUGUUGACAAUCUUGAACACUAUUCUCAUUUUGGUUCAGUGCAGGUGAUUUUAUUUAUUUCUCACUAUCUUUGUAAUUUUUUACAUUUUUCAGCUGUGUUGAUCAACCAACUAGUAAUAACUCUUUUGAGACUUGCUUAGUUUACUACUUUGAGACUGAAGUGCCAAGCAAUACCGUGGUGAUAAGCAUAAUACUAUUUAGCAAAUAUAUAGUUUACUGAACCAUAAAAUUGCGUGUACAUGUGCCUUCCCAGAAGAUUGCAAUUAUCCUUUACACCUCUGUAUACUCUCAAAAUUCACUUCAUUGUUUGAUAUUGUUUUACCUGUAUCUUAUGUUGUGAUAUUGUUUGCUAUCUUGAAAGUAAAAGUUUAUGAUUUCA
Messenger RNA from Cylicocyclus nassatus, 3533 nucleotides. The record is from the annotation of a GenBank genome assembly. NCBI's taxonomy places the organism in Eukaryota, Metazoa, Nematoda, Chromadorea, Rhabditida, Strongylidae.